Messenger RNA from Zasmidium cellare ATCC 36951, 1575 nucleotides. RefSeq lists its product as uncharacterized. The coding region runs from base 1 to 1575 and encodes 524 amino acids. The transcript is spliced from 4 exons. The record is from RefSeq and is a predicted model, not a curated record. Lineage: Eukaryota; Fungi; Ascomycota; Dothideomycetes; Mycosphaerellales; Mycosphaerellaceae.
AUGUUCGCCAGGUCGAUUGCCACCUCUGCAGUUCUCGCCAGCCUCGCGGCUGCGGCUCCAGCACCUCAAGCUCCAUCAUACGGCUCCUUCGCAUCCAGCGCUACCAAGGCUGCUGGUUCUUUUGCAGCUGAUCAGUCUGGCAAUGUAGCUGGCUACACCAACGCCGCUGCUCCAUAUGCCAGCGAGGUGCCUACAUCGCUCACUGCCGUACCAACGAGCUUCGGUUUGAACUCGCAGAUCUCGGCAAUUUACACCACCGCCCCAACAUCUGGCCCAGGCGCUGCCGCCCCGCAGAGGAGUGAAUUUGUCAAUGGCACGACCACCCAUGGCCCAUUCAGUGGCGAGGCCACUACUACUGGUGCAGUCUCAACCACUGCCCUCGGGCAGACCAUCCCAGCUCUACCACCGAACCCAACUGCCAUCUACUACAACACCAACGGCGAGUUGACCAAGCCCCAGCCAAUCCCUUACACCCCAGCUGGCGGCUUGGGUACCAAUGGCUCUCAGCCGCGUUACAUGGUCGAGAGCGACUUCGACUACGAGUCCAUCAUGCUUGGUCUCUACCAGGAAUGGAUCGAGCUCGAUACCUUCAACAAUGCUGUUGCCACCUUUUCCGAGGAGGACUUCUUGGCUGCUGGCCUAACAAAGGAGGACAUCUCCCUCAUCCAAUUCAUGGCCCAGCAGGAGCAAGGCCAUGCCACCCUUCUAUCCAAUAUGCUUGGUGAGACUGCGGCUCCUCAGUGCACAUACAACUACCCUUACACAAACGUCCGCGAAUUUGUUGAAUUCAACUCCAUCCUCACCCGCUGGGGUGAAUCUGGUGUUUGGGGGUUCAUCAACCAUCUCGACUCCCGUGAGGUUGGCCAACUCCUCGCUCAGUCAAUCGCCACCGAGGCCCGCCAGGAAAUGAUCUUCCGGCAAUUCUCCGGUCUUCACCCAAUGCCAGUCUGGUUCGAGGCUGGUAUCCCACAGUCCUGGGCAUGGACCUACCUGGCCCCAUACAUCUCGUCUUGCCCCGAGAACACCACCCGUCUGGCAUGGCAGAACUUCCCAGCAUUGCACGUCGCCAACCAGGCCAACAUCAACCGUGUCUCGCCCAACGACACCGCUGACUGGGAGCGCGUUGACAACCGCACCUCCAGCCCAUCUACGAUCCCACCUCAGGACGAGAGCUGCAUCAACUUGAACAAGACCGGUUAUGGUUGCGGCCCAGCCAUUACUCACAACCGCUCAGAGCCCCUGACCUUCCCCGGCAGGCAGGUUCGCCUGUUGUGGGACGCGCCUGGCCAAGCCGUCGGUCCUAACAACAGCUACGUCACCGCCACCACUGCCGGCGAGCCCAAGUUCGUCGCCUGGGUCGGACACCUCAACCUCACCUACACCGACCUCACCAUCACCGGCCCUAACCAGGGUUACACCUACCAGCCAGCGGGUGAUGUCUACCAGGGCGGCCAGGGUAUCGUCAACGACACUGCUUUCAUUGCCCUUACCGACACGAACACCUACCUGACUCCAUUCAACCUGAGCAUGAUCAACCCACAUGUUGUCGCUCUUGGCUUGUAUGCUGCCGGUUAA